AUGGUCUCCAACUGCAACGCAUUCUACUUUGUAAAACUGAAUGACCGAUGCGCAGACAUCGUCUCCCAAUAUGGCAUCUCCCUCACAGACUUCCAGACUUGGAAUCCCAAAGUUGGAAAUGACUGUACCGGGCUAUGGGCCAACACCUAUGCUUGCGUCUCUAUAAUCGGUCAUGUUCCCACGCCAACAAACCCCGGGAAUGGGAUACAAACGCCAGUGCCAACACAGCCGGGCAUGACUAGCAACUGUGACAAGUUCCAAUUGAUCAAAACCGGGGACACAUGCGUCGAUAUCGCCACUAGGAAUGGAAUUUCUGUGCAGGAUUUCCUGCAGUGGAAUCCGCAAGCUGGCAGUAGUUGCACUGGGCUCUGGGCGAAUGCCUACGCAUGCGUCGGCGUGGUUUCCUUUGUUUUGAAAUCCUACUAUCACCUUGAUUGCACGGGCAGCAUACAUAACAACGUCAACAUUGCGCAUGGCAGUGACGGUAUAUGCAUCAAUACAGAUUGUGCGGUCGGUUCUGUCGAUGUCGAUGCCGUGGGCCGGUGCCCCGGUGGACAAGUGCAGAUUAGUUACUGGGAGAAUGCAGGGUGCUCUGGCAAGUGGUUUGGCUAUGGAUAUAUGAGCAGAGCCCAGUGCCAUAGGCUAUGGUCUGAUGGCUAUAAGUUUAAGGCACUGCAUCUAAGAUGUGCGAGAGAACAGGACGAUUGUGUCAACAAGAAAACUUGUGCAUAUGACCCGGAGCCGGCUAGCAGAUCUUGCUGA
Pochonia chlamydosporia 170 is the source of this 762-nucleotide messenger RNA. RefSeq names its product LysM domain-containing protein. The transcript has a single exon. Bases 1 to 762 code for a protein of 253 amino acids. NCBI's taxonomy places the organism in Eukaryota, Fungi, Ascomycota, Sordariomycetes, Hypocreales, Clavicipitaceae. The record is from RefSeq and is a predicted model, not a curated record.